AGGACAUUCCAUUACUUCAGUGAUAAAACAGUUUAACUAAUCGUGAAACCUGAUAGUGAUGAAUUUGUAUAAAUCUGAUAGCAUACCAGCGACAGAAUCAGUUAGGUUACAAUGUCGCCAUUCACCAAAUGCUUCAUCAUCACAGUGGCGGUGAUUGCCGCUGGCGUACUCCAGGGCGAGACCCUCCGCUUGAAUGGAGUAGGGGUGAAAGACGCCAUCUACGACCAGUUCGCUUCUAUGAUCUAUUUUCAAGAGCAGGCGGCUCAAUCCAAACUCAACUUUAUCGUGAACUUGUUGGAGGCUGUGCUGGCAACUGCACCCACUGACCCUAUCAUCAAGACCAACCUCAGCCUCUGCUACGAGUCUGCCGCAGCACAUUACCCAUCCGCCGACCCUGACUGUAUGGCCGGUGUCAGCAUGGGUGUCAACGAGACCAUAUACGACAGUCAGCAGCAGCUGGGCUUCUGUGCCAACCUCACUCACGGUUGGUUGGUGGCCAAAGGACAGUUACCGGUGGCGUAUGCAGCGAAUCAAACUCUUGUGGUUGUAGUACAAUCGAUUAUGAAAGGCGCACAGAAGUGUGCCAAGCGUUUUGGGAAAAACCCCAGCAAGGAGUACAACUGCAUGAUACAGGUGCAGCAACAGUACAGUGAUCAAUGGCAGAAUGCUACUAACACCAUAGGCUCAGCUUAUGACCAAAUGUCAGGGAUCUCCCUCUUGGUGGGUCUUAAUAUCCACGACUGCAUCAGUCUAGAAGAGGCUACAUUGAAGAUCAAGUGUGAUGAAAUUGCUAAUUACGUCUUUGAAUGCACACAGAAUGCAACAAGGCAUCACUUUUAAUUUGCCCCAGUUUGGGGAAGAAAAAACAAAAAAUCAAGGUGAAAUAAAGGAAAAUAAAUCGAUAAGGCUGUGAUUAGAUUAUUAAUUUACAAAAAUUAUAUGACAAGCAAUUUAUUUAUAUUUAUAAAUAAAUUAAUAUGUUUAAAGUGUUAUUAAUAGACUAAACAGUACGAUAAUGUAAAACUAAAACAAAAACUGUAAUUGUUUUGAAGUGGAACCACUGUACACAGCAAUUGAAAAUACAUUAUUUCACAAAUAA
Homalodisca vitripennis (glassy-winged sharpshooter) is the source of this 1099-nucleotide messenger RNA. RefSeq lists its product as uncharacterized. NCBI's taxonomy places the organism in Eukaryota, Metazoa, Arthropoda, Insecta, Hemiptera, Cicadellidae. Bases 112 to 840 code for a protein of 242 amino acids. The record is from RefSeq and is a predicted model, not a curated record. The transcript has 3 exons.